CCCGCCCUGGCCCCAGGCCCCGCCCCGGUCCUGCCGCCCCGCCCACUCCCCUCCGCCGGGCCCGAGCCCCGGGGGCAGCCGCCGCCGCCCGAGCGCCCGCCAUGCCCGUCGCCCCCGCCGCCCCGCUGCUUCAGCUGCUGCUCCUGCUGGGGCCGUGGCUCCAGGCUGCGGGCGUCGUGGAGCCGCCGCUGCCCGCCGUGGUCCUUACCAUCCUGGCCCGCAAUGCCGAACACUCACUGCCCCACUACCUGGGCGCGCUGGAGCGGCUGGACUACCCCCGGGCCAGGCUGGCCCUCUGGUGUGCCACGGACCACAACACGGACAACACCACGCAGAUGCUGCAGGAGUGGCUGGCCGCUGUGGGUGACCACUACGCGGCUGUGGUCUGGAGGCCCGAGGGGGAGCCCAGGUCCUACCCAGACGAAGAGGGGCCCAAGCACUGGACCAGAGAAAGGCACCAGUUUCUGAUGGAGUUGAAACAGGAAGCCCUGACCUUUGCCAGGGACUGGGGGGCUGACUACAUCCUGUUUGCAGAUACAGACAACAUUCUGACCAACAACCAGACGCUGAGGCUUCUGAUAGAGCAGGGGCUGCCCGUGGUGGCCCCGAUGCUGGACUCCCAGACCUACUACUCCAAUUUCUGGUGUGGGAUCACGCCCCAGGGCUACUACCGCCGCACAGCCGACUACUUCCCCACCAAGAACCGCCGGCGCCGGGGCUGCUUCCAGGUCCCCAUGGUCCAUUCCACCUUCCUGGUGUCCUUGCGGGCUAACGGGACAGCCCAGCUCGCCUUCUACCCCCCUCAUCCCAACUACACCUGGCCUUUCGACGAUAUCAUCGUCUUCGCCUAUGCCUGCCAGGCCGCUGGGGUUACAGUCCAUGUGUGUAAUGCACAUCGUUACGGGUACAUGAAUGUGCCCGUGAAAUCCCACCAGGGCCUGGAGGAUGAGAGGGUCAACUUCAUCCACCUGAUCUUGGAAGCCCUAGUGGACGGGCCCCCCAUGUGGGCCUCAGCGCAUGUGUCCCGGCCCCCCAAACGACCCAGCAAGAUGGGGUUUGAUGAGGUGUUUGUCAUCAGCCUGGCCCGCCGGCCCGACCGCCGUGAGCGCAUGCUAAGCUCGCUCUGGGAGAUGGAGAUUUCUGGGCGGGUGGUGGAUGCUGUGGACGGCCGGACACUCAACACCAGUAUCAUGAGGAGCCUCGGCGUGGACCUGCUCCCUGGCUACCAGGACCCCUACUCGGGCCGCACACUGACCAAGGGCGAGGUGGGCUGUUUUCUCAGCCACUACUCCAUCUGGGAGGAGGUGGUUGCCAGGGGCCUGGCCCAGGUCCUGGUGUUUGAGGACGACGUGCGCUUUGAGAGCAACUUCAGGGGGCGACUGGAGCGGCUGAUGGAGGAGGUGGAGGCAGAGAAGUUGCCAUGGGACCUAAUCUACCUGGGCCGGAAGCAGGUGAACCCCGAGGAGGAGGCCGCCGUGGAUGGGCUGCCACAUCUGGUGGUGGCCGGAUACUCCUACUGGACCCUGGCCUAUGUCUUGAGUCUGGCCGGUGCUCGCAAGCUGCUGGCCUCCCAACCCCUGCGCCGAAUGCUGCCUGUGGACGAGUUCCUGCCCAUCAUGUUUGACCGGCACCCCAAUGAGCACUACAAGGCGCACUUCUGGCCGAGGGACCUGCAUGCCUUCUCCGCCCGGCCCUUGCUCGCUGCCCCCACCCACUAUGCAGGGGACGCUGAGUGGCUCAGCGACACGGAGACAUCCUCGCCCUGGGACGAUGACAGCGGCCGCAUCAUCAGCUGGAGUGGCUCUCACAAGACGCUGCGUGGCCCCCGCCUGGACCUGGCUGGCAGCAGUGGGCACAGCCUCCACCCCCGGGAUGAGCUCUAGGGCCAGGCGGUGACUCCAGAGGAAUGGCCAGGAGCAGGCUGUAGCUGGCCAGGGAGGAGGUUGGAAAUAGCUGCAGGAACCACCAUCAAGAGCCACAGACCCCACAGAGACCCGACUGUCACCUUAGCCAUGGCCACUCUGCCCUCUGGCCCCGUCUGGCAUCAGGAGAGACCACUCUGAGAUGGGUCCCCUUCCCUGAAGGUCGUGUAGAGAAAAGGCAGGGCUCACAGGCCCUCUCACCCUGCCCGGCCUGACUCAGGGCCUGGGGUGGAGGGAGGGAGGGGGGCACCCCAGCCUUUGGUUUCAAGCUGGACGGACACCAGGAGCCCUGCCCUCUCCGCGGACCCAACUGCUGGGGCCCCUCCACCACCUUCUACCUCCACCUCAGCCCCCUCCCCACUCGACACCUGGGUCUCAGCUGCCUGGGCCCAUCCUCUCCCCCUGGCCACUGGGAAGUGCAGGGAAGUGGGAGGAGGGCCCUGGCAGACCUGGUGCCCAGCACAUAGUAAGCCCUCAGUAAAAGCCAGCUGGUAUUUGCACUUUAUAUUUUUAACUCCUGGAGGAGCCUCUUUCUGUGUCACGAGGACUGGGAGUGAAGGGCUCCUGAUCUAUGGAUGAGCCCUUGGAGAGACAGAGAGGGGAGGGCAGCCUGGGGGAGGAGUCAGGCCGACCUGGCAUCACCAUCUCCUUGCUAGGUGAUCUUGGAUGGAUGCCAUCCCUCCCUGGGUCUUGGUCUGCUUGGUGGUGAAGUUUUCGAGGAAGAGAAGCAUGUCAGGGGCUAGGUGGGUAUAGAAUGGCCUGGCCCAGAGCCCAGCCCACAAUAAAUGCUCACCCACUGGGGCUGUCCUGGGCAUCACCAGCCUCACCUUGCUGGGUAGGGUGGGCCCAGACCCAGGGCUGCUGAGCCUCCUCCUCUUUGAAUCUUCACUUGUGAGGGUGCAACCCUUCGCUGGAGGGAGACGGGGUAGAUGGAUGCAAGGCUCCCCUCUGGCCCUAACCCAUGUGGCCACCAGAGGGCGAAAGAAAGCAGAACAUGGACCUUGUGGGCCGGGGCGCCUUCUGCUGGUGUGGGACCGCAAGGGGAAAGGGAGCCUCGGGCGUUUGGAAUGAGCCCCCUGUGCUGGUGGGCUACCUACAGCAGCUUCACGUUCUCCGGCUCUCUUGCUGGGGACCUGCUGGUCUUCCCUCUCCAUCCCCCCUCCAUUGGGUUCGGCUUCUGGGCCCAGUUACUGUCUUCCAAUGCCUGAACUCAGGCAGCUGGAGGGCGUAGGGAGGUGGCUCCUGGCCUUGGCCUCCACCGGCACAAGACUGUGGCACCGGCAUGUCUAGGCUUCCUUCUUCAGAGGAGCCCCAUCCCAGGGCAGCUCCUUGACUUGGUUGCACAAGACCCAGGGUCCUGGCAGAGUCGGACAGGCACCCCCUGAGGCUGGGAUAUCCCUUGCUUCUGUCCUGGGGAUGAGGUCCUGCUGGCCUGGCUUUGGUCCCAGGACCUGGCACGGCUGGGAGAAGGACUUCGGGUCAAAGGUAUUGGACGGGUGCUUUGUUAGUUCCAAGAGCGAAGAGCCAUUGAUUCCAGAUGGCGAUGACCUUGUGCAAGGUCUUCUCUCUAGGCUUCCGGUGUCCCCUUCACUCAUUAAAACCAUUUAUUGAGCCCGUCCUAUGGGCCAGGUUUAGGCAUUAGGGAUACAGCAGUGAAUAAAAGUGCCCCCCAAAUCCCUGACCUGGUGCAGCUGACAUUCUAGGAGGGAGAUAGACAGAAAUAAAUAAGCAAAUAUUAGAGUGGUAGAUGCUAAAGAGCCAAAUGAGGAAGGAGACAUCAAGUAUGGUUUGAGAAGUUAACAUCUGAACAAAGUCUUGGAGGUGAGGGGGUAGGCUGUGGGGAUAACUGAAGGAAGCCCAUUCCAGACCAAGGGAACAGCACAUGCAAAGGUCCUGAGGCAGGAGCAGGACUGGCGGGUUCAAAAGACAGCAAGGAGGGUGCCUGGGUGGCUCAGUUGGUUAAGCGACUGCCUUCGGCUCAGGUCAUGAUCCUGGAGUCCCAGGAUCGAGUCCCGCAUCAGGCUCCCUGCUCAGCAGGGAGUCUGCUUCUCCCUCUGACCCUCCCCCCUCAUGUGUUCUCUCUCUCUCAAAUAAAUAAAUAAAAUCUUAAAAAAAAAAAAAAAAAGACAGCAAGGAGGCCAGUGUGGCCGGAGCCGAGUGAGCAAGGCCUGGAGGGCGAGGAGAUAGAUGAUGGAGCCAAGGUCAGGGCCGGAGCAACGAGGGCCUUGGAGGACAUUCUGUCUUUUACUCUGGAACGGGUAGCCCCCAGAGAGUUUGAGGCCGAGAAAUGACUUGAUCUAAGUUAUUUUAACAUGAGCACUCUGGCUAUAGUACUGAGAAUAAACUGUAGGUCAGCCCAGGGGAGAGAAGGAGAGAAGUUAGGAACCCAUUGUAAUAAUCCAGGUGAGACAAUGGUGCCCCAGAGCAGGGUGUUCGCUGGCAGCGGGGCAGUGAGAAGGCAGGGCCGACAGAAUUUCUAGAGCAGGACAGGAGGCUUUGCAGAUGCUGGCCCCGCCACCCAGAGCCUCCCUGCGCUGCCCAGCUAUGGUCAACCCCACUGUACUCUUGAGCUGCUGGGCAGCACCGCCUUCCAGUUGUUUGUAGACAAAGUUCCCAAGACAGCAGCAAACUUGCGUGCUCCGAGGACUGGGGAGGAAGGGUUUGGCUCCUGCUUUCCCAGAAGGAUUCGCGGAUUUCUGUGCCAGGGCGGUGACGACCCAUGCCAUGAAGGUACUGGGGGCAAGUCCAUCCACAGGGAGAAGUUUGAUGAUGAGAAUUUUUAACCCAAAGCACACGGGUCCUGGCAUCUGGUCCAUGGUCAAUGCUGGGCCCAACACAAAUGGUGCCCAGUUUGUCAUCUGGGCUGCCAAGCCCGAGUGGCUGGAUGGUGAGCCUGUGGUCUUUGGCAAGGUGAAAGAGGACACAGACACCGUGGAUCGCUCCGGAUCCAGGAAUGGCAAGACCAGCCAGGUCACCAGGAUUGUCUCCGGACAGCGCUAAUAAACUGGCUUGUGCUUUAUCUCGGGAGGGCACCCCUCUCCCCAUCUGCCCGCAGAGUCCUAUGGUCUUCGUGCUCUCACAAUAGAUCUCUGGGUUCCACAUGUUCCUUAUCCCCCUCCCAGUCCAGCUGGACAUAAGAGUUAAGUUGUGAAAUAAAAACUAAAUGACAAGACAAAAAAAAAAAAAAAAAAGAGGAAUGGAGGAUGAUGUCAAAGUUUGUGGCCUCAAAUUCUGGAGGAAUGGAGCUGCCAUCAGUUGAAAUGGAGAAGACUAUGGGUGGGGCUGGUGAGGAUCCGGGGGCAGAGGGCAGGUGGACGUUGAUGUAUGAGCCUGGGAUUCAGGGUUCAAGUCUGGGCAGGAGAUAGAAGCUUGGAAUCCUGUCCUGACCCAGAAGCCUUGGCCCCAAACCACACACUGCAAACCACCCCGCCGCCCCGUUACCUGGGGAGCUUGUUAAAAUGCAAAUUACUGGGGUGCCUGGGUGGCUCAGUUGGUUGGGCGACUGCCUUCGGCUCGGGUCAUGAUCCUGGAGUCCCGGGAUCGAGUCCCGC
Zalophus californianus (California sea lion) is the source of this 5473-nucleotide messenger RNA. RefSeq names its product cerebral endothelial cell adhesion molecule (gene CERCAM). NCBI's taxonomy places the organism in Eukaryota, Metazoa, Chordata, Mammalia, Carnivora, Otariidae. The record is from RefSeq and is a predicted model, not a curated record. The coding region runs from base 102 to 1883 and encodes 593 amino acids. The transcript is spliced from 13 exons.